AUGGAUCCGUAUACGCUUAGUGUGGCACAGCUAAAAGACCUUUUGCGGCAAUACGAGCUAUCCACGACGGGACGGAAAGCCGAGUUGAUUGCAAGGAUGCAACAAGCGGACCCCUCUGGAGAGUGGAUGAAGGAAACGGCUCGGAGACAGCCGGCUGAGGAUCGCGAGGAAAAUGGUAACCAGGAGGAGGUAGUAACACACAACGGAAGAGCUGCUACACCGGGAAGUGAGAGUUUAACCCAACGUGAGGCAGAGCUGGCAGCCAAAGAGCGCGAGCUAAUGCAAAAAGAAAUUGAGUUACUACGUCGUGAAAACGACUUACUGCGUACGACUACCAGAAGCAGCGUGUCGACAGUUUCUCGUACAACCAUGAGCAUCAAAAAUGUCAGUGACCUUCUCAGCGAGUAUCACGGGACAGGUGAUGAUUUCGAAAGGUGGAAGGCUCAAGUCAACUUACUGCGAGAUACGUACGAGUUCGACGAAAAUGCGGCUAAGAUAUUGGUCGAUUCAAAGCUGCGCGGAAAAGCGGCUGAGUGGUAUUUUUCAAUCGUGGAACAUCUGUCAACGACGAUAGAUAGGCUACUGGAAAAAAUGGACGCUAUGUUUAAUCAACCUAUCAGCAGGUUGGAAAGAAAACGUGAUUUCGAAAACCGAGUGUGGCAGAGGAACGAAACGUUCAGCGACUAUUGUCAUGACAAAAUAAUCAAAGGAAACAAAGUUCCGAUAACAGAAGAAGAAAGCACCGGAAGCAGUGAUGGCUUGGGACCAAAAAGCCCGAAGCUCAGGACCGAUUCAAAAACAGUUUCUGGAGAAAGUCCGAAGCUUGGAACUAGAGGGGCGACAAAAUGCUUCCAAUGUGGAGAGAUGGGCCACUAUGCGAAGAACUGUCCUACGGAAAAAGAGAAAAUCAAGGAAAUAGACAAGGACAAGAAGAAGCCAGGUAACAAGAAAGCCGAUCGGGCUGAUCGUCAAGUAGGUCUGGUUGACAACGAGGAGCCGUUAGAGAGUACGAGCGACGAGUCGGAGAACGAGGAUCAUCCAGAAGAGGAUGACAGAAUCCAUCUGGUGAAUGUUCAAGAGGAACCUCGAGAUGAAUUUCAGCAAAUGGUUGAGCUGCAGGUUCGAGGACGAACGCCGCUUUCGUGCAUGGCGAGAAUUGACACGGGAUGUCCAAUUACUCUUGUACAGGAAAGUUUAAUAAGUUGUAAAGAUAUACGAGUUGCCGGACAAGAAUGGAACAGAUAUCGUGGCAUAAAUAAUUCGAAGCUUCAGGUACGCGGGAUAGUUAAAGCCACGAUUACGAUGGACGAUUGUAGUAAAAUGGUAACUGUAGGAGUAGUGCCAGAUCGCACGAUGACUGUUCCAUUACUAAUUGGCAGAAACACAUUGAGACUUUUCAACUAUCGGUUAACAAACAGUCCGGAUUUUGAUAAAGCGGUUAGUGAAAUAUUACUUAUUGGUAACGAUUCCGAUUACUCUAAUCUUAAUAUAAAUCGUGACAUGCCUGUAAAAGUACGACAGUUGGUCGAGGGUAUUUUUAUUGAUUAUUAUGUAGAGCUAAUCCGACCAGAAACUCCUAAAGUGCAAGUAGAAGCCGUUUUGAUUUUAAAAGACAAUAAACCGAUACAAUUCGGUCCUCGAAGGUUAGGAUUCGCGGAAAAAGAAAAGGUACAGCGAAUUUUAAACGAUUUGUUAGAAGGUUUAGUAAGAGACAACUAUCCACUACCCCUAAUCGACGAUCAAUUGGAUGCAUUAAGAGGUAAACGCUUCUAUAGUUCGCUGGACUUGAAGGACGGUUUUUAUCAUGUCGUGAUGGCGAGCGAAUCGGUAAGGUACACCUCUUUUGUGACUCCACUAGGUCAGUUCGAGUUUCUGCAAAUGCCCUUUGGUCUCAAAAUCGGGCCUCAGUUGUUCCAACGUUUCAUUAAUGAGGCGUUUUCGGAAUUAAUAAAACGGGGUGAUGUCGUGGUCUACAUGGAUGAUAUUUUAGUAGCCACUGAGACGUUAGAAUCACAUAUUGACGUUUUGAAAGAGGUUUUCACUAUUCUGGUUAGCAAUAAACUCGAGCUGAAAUUGGAGAAAUGUGCCUUUCUGUACAAGGAAGUUGAAUAUUUAAGAUAUAAAGUUUCAGAGAAGGGAAUACAGCCCACAGAUAGAGGUAUUGCGGCGGUGCAGAACUUUCCCGAACCCAAGACCACUAAGGAAGUUCACUCGUUUGUAGGGCUAGCUUCAUACUUUCGGAGGUUCAUACGGGACUUUUCUCUGAUCGCCCGACCGCUAUAUCAUUUGUUAAAAAAAGAUAUUACUUUUAAAUUUGGAGAGGAAGAAAGACUAGCGUUUGUAACGUUAAAGAAUAGAUUAGUGGAGGCCCCGAUUUUGGCCGUUUACAAUCCAAAAGCUCAUACAGAACUCCAUUGUGAUGCUAGUGCUCAUGGGUUUGGGGCAGUGCAGCAGCAGAGCGAUAGGAAAAUGCACCCUGUGUUCUAUUUUAGCCGUCGAACCGCCGAGGUUGAAGCGCGAUACCACAGCUUUGAGCUGGAAACGUUGGCCAUAGUGUACGCCGUACGUAGGUUUCGAGUUUAUUUGCAAGAUAUACCAUUUGUUAUUGUAUCGGAUUGCAGUGCUGUGACCCAGACUUUAGAAAAACGCGAUAUUAAUGCUCGGAUAGCAAGAUGGAGUCUUGAACUCCAGAAUUUCGAUUUUAAAGUAGUACAUCGACCAGGAACGAAAAUGGGCCAUGUAGACGCGCUGAGUAGAUCUUUCGGAGUGUUGGUGGUUGAAGACAACCCAUUUGAAUGGAACCUCACAGUAUUGCAAUGCCGAGACCCCACGAUAAAGGACAUUGCCAGAAAACUAGAAACAGAGGACGCGAACUACAAAUUGCGAAACGGAUUGGUAUACAAGAAACAGGGUACCGAUCUCUUAUUUGUUGUGCCAGAACCAAUGUUCGUUAGGUUGUUUCCUACGAAAAGUACUAAUGCAAGGGAAGCUAUUAGUUGCUUGCAGCAAUUCUUCCAGACUUACAACAAGCCCAAGACAAUCAUUUCCGAUCGCGGAAGUGCUUUCACCUCACAGGAGUUUGAAGAUUUCCUUAAGGAUCAGGAGAUCCAGCACAUUAAGAUCGCGGUGGGAUCGCCACAGGCCAAUGGGCAGGCGGAGCGCAUCAAUAGGAUCAUAGCUCCUUGUAUGGCUAAACUAUCGGAUUUGAGAGAAGGUCGUCAGUGGUAUAAAGUAUUGCCCGAAAUAGAGUACGCUAUCAAUAACACUAUCAAUCGGUCUACGGAUACGACUCCCAGUCAGCUUGUUUUUGGUAUUAACCAACGAGGUCCUUGCGUUGACCGUCUCAAAGACGUUGUUCAGGCCGUUAUUAGUCCACCCACUAGAGAUCUCGAUGUCAUUCGUGACCAGGCAGCGCAGCGCACUCAUCUUUCGCAGCAGCGUCAGAAAAGAGAUUAUGACAGCCGACAUAAGACACCGAAGAAAUAUGAAAAGGGGGAUCUGGUGAUGAUCCGUAACUUCGAAAGCACACCCGGAAUAAACAAGAAAAUGAUUCCUCAAUUUCGGGGUCCCUACGAGAUUUCUAGGGUACUGCGUAACGAUAGAUACGUUGUUUCUGAUCCAGCGGGAUGUCAGAACACCCAGCGAUUAUACAGCGAUACGUGGGACGUUAACAAUCUCCGUCCGUAG
Molecule: messenger RNA, 3687 nt
Organism: Camponotus floridanus (Florida carpenter ant)
Lineage: Eukaryota; Metazoa; Arthropoda; Insecta; Hymenoptera; Formicidae
Exons: 4
Coding region: 1-3687 (1228 amino acids)
Biological process (GO): DNA integration
Molecular function (GO): zinc ion binding; nucleic acid binding
Source: RefSeq, a predicted model, not a curated record